AUGGCUCUACGUACACACUUCGAGGGGCACAACGACAUAGGAGUGUUUGCGAAGCUCACAAACAACUUCUGUUUAGUUUCCGUUGGUGGUUCAGAAAAUUUUUACAGUGUCUUCGAAUCGGAGUUGGCCGACAAUAUACCUGUUGUUCACACCACUAUCGCCGGGAUACGCUCUAUAGGCAGACUUACAGUUGGAAAUACGCAUGGGUUGUUGAUACCGCACACAGCCACAGACCAAGAGCUGCUUCAUCUCACUAAUUCACUCCCGGACAAAGUGAAGGUGAUGCGCUUAGAAGAGAGGUUAUCUGCCCUGGGAAACACAAUAGUGUGCAACGAUUAUGUGGCACUAGUGCACCCAGAUCUUGACAAGGAGACUGCUGAACUCGUCAGCGAUGUUCUUAAUGUAGAGGUCUUCAGAGGGGUUAUCGCCAAUCAAUCCUUGGUUGGUACGUAUUGUGUGCUUACCAAUCAAGGAGGUCUCGUGCAUCCACGCACCACCAUCGAUGAACUGGACCAGUUGAGCAGUCUCUUACAGCUACCACUAACUGCUGGCACAGUCAACCGAGGCAGCCCUGUCAUUGCUGGUGGCCUGGUUGUGAAUGACUGGACCGCAUUUUGUGGCAUGGAAACUACAAAAUUAAGCUGCCUUUGA
Molecule: messenger RNA, 651 nt
Organism: Echinostoma caproni
Lineage: Eukaryota; Metazoa; Platyhelminthes; Trematoda; Plagiorchiida; Echinostomatidae
Source: the annotation of a GenBank genome assembly